CCUCGAUCUCCUCCGGUGGUCAUAGUAACAAAUGCACAUUUCCAUAGUUACAACAUCCGGGAGUGUUUGCGUCCAUAGUUACCAACAAAUAAAUGCUUAAGAUAAAUCACACUAUGGAAAUUAUCAGAGGUGGUUUAGACGACAUUUCUCGACCUGCAUCGAUUGAGCAAACAGGUAGAUGUGUGUCGUUGCCUCAUAGUGACAGAAGUGGUCCUACAGCUCCCUUUUCCCUUGUUGUUUUGACCAGCGAUGCUGCUGAUAUUCAGAGCAGCUCUGAAGAAACUAUAAUCAACUCCUCAGCCAGAGAUCCUGACAAAAGUCAGUGUCACAUUGAAGUUACCGAUGAAGAGAAGGAAGAUGCCGAACUACAGAGGGCCAUUGAGGAAAUGAGACGACUUGAUGAAAUACUGUCUGCAAAGAUCCGCAAAGAAAAGGAAGUCAAGUGUCAAAGGAAAGAACUUCAAGCAAAACUCUGGCAAGAGCUUCUGCAGAAUAAGCCUGAAGGUCACUCUGAAUGUGCCCAAGAAACCAUGAACACAAGGUUGUUUUUGGCUCUGGAAGCACCCACUGGAACAGAAGAAGAGGAGGACGACUUUGUGCCUGUGUUUGAAACUCAGGUUCCUGACUGGGAGCACAACAGAGACAGACAGAACUUGGAGCAAAGUGAAGAGAGGCCAGACAGCUCGUCAGAAUCAUUUGAACCGGGCCACGAGGAGACUGGGGAAGAGCAAUUUGAAGGCAGCCACUGUGGAGCUUCCAAGGGCAAGAAACAACAGAAGGACUUUGUCAAGAGAAACAUUGAGCUAAUAAGGGGCGAGGGGGAUCACGUGCCUUUGACUCAGGCAGAGAAAGAGCGUCUGGCUGAGCUGCUUCGAGACGUAGACGAAGAGGAAGAGGACAGUGCCAAAGGCGCAGACACCGAGGAGGACAUGUGGGCUGUGUCAGUCCGGACAGGCCAGGGUUACACCCCGGAGCUCUCUGACCUGCAGCGGCUGAUUGACAUUGACUCCAAAAUUCGCCUUCUCCUUCCUGUCGAGGAAUUUCUCUCAGUGCAAAGCUCAUACACACACCUUAGCAUGGCCCAGGGCCGUGGCUCGGAGGUUAGCUGGAAGUGGGAUGGGGACCCGCAGCCAGGAGAGAAGGUCCUGCAGGAUAUAAAGGAGAGGAGAGGGCAGGAGAGGCGGCUCCAAGAGAUCCAACAGCAGCUGGAGACCCUGGGCCAGGGCCAAGAGAUGACUAUGAAGCUAAUACUCUUCAUCGAUCAUCCGUAUUCCUCACAUCUGACCAGACCACCCUCUGAGACUCUCCAGGACCCAGUUGCUGAUAGACAUCUCUACCAGACAAAUCCAGUCCAAGUUCAAUGUCCUCCAGAAACAGAAUGAGUCACCAGACCUGACUGAGGAGCAGUUACUUAGUCUGCUGGAUGAAUGGGAGCUGACAGAGAGUGGGACCCAGGAUCUAGAGACGAGUGACACAACACCAUGAGGAACUAAGAAAGACUAGAUCCAUCUGAAGCCCUACUAUCAGACCGCCUAUCAAGAUACAUCAUUGCUGGGAUGUCACUAUCAGGCUACUGGGGGGGUUGAAAGAGAAAAAAUGACUGGAUCUAAACAUAUUUAGUAACCAGUAUAUUUCUAACCCUAUCACAAUUAUAUAACUAACCUGUCUUAUGUAGCCUACAUGUUCCACAAUGUGUCAGUAUUGUAAAAAAAAAUUGUAGUUAGGUUAUUUGGCAAGCGGUGGAAAGAGUACUGUUACUUUAAAGACAUUUUACUCGAGUAAAAGAAUUUGUGUAAAAAUGUACUUAAGUAAAAGUAAAAAGUAAGUCAGUUACUGCGUUACACUUUAUAUGAUGAUGUAUGAUACUACAUACUACAUAUUUAGCUUACAAAAUAGAUUGCAUUAAAUGUUUACACAAGUGGAACAACAUCAGCAACAACAAAACCCCUUCAGUUCAAACCAACAGGUGGGCUCUCUACAGUCUGUUCAUACAACUGAUUAUCAAUUCUAAAUAUACAACUAACUUUCUCAGUGUAGCCUCACAAGAAGAAACCAGAAAAGAAACAAAACUCAGACAAUUAAACAAAAAUGAUUGACCAUAAAUAAAACCAGCUACUGUAUGGACA
Sebastes umbrosus (honeycomb rockfish) is the source of this 2126-nucleotide messenger RNA. RefSeq names its product fibrous sheath interacting protein 1 (gene fsip1). Lineage: Eukaryota; Metazoa; Chordata; Actinopteri; Perciformes; Sebastidae. The record is from RefSeq and is a predicted model, not a curated record. The transcript has 12 exons. The coding region runs from base 93 to 1382 and encodes 429 amino acids.